Molecule: messenger RNA, 858 nt
Organism: Diorhabda sublineata
Lineage: Eukaryota; Metazoa; Arthropoda; Insecta; Coleoptera; Chrysomelidae
Gene: mad2
Product: mitotic spindle assembly checkpoint protein MAD2A
Exons: 3
Coding region: 112-729 (205 amino acids)
Biological process (GO): mitotic spindle assembly checkpoint signaling
Cellular component (GO): kinetochore; nucleoplasm; cytoplasm
Source: RefSeq, a predicted model, not a curated record
GUUUCUAUAGAUGUCGCAGUGUUCUGCAAGCUCGAAUUUGAAGUAUUAACGGAAAUUUUGUGUUUUUAAAUAAUUAAUCUGUAUUAAAAAAAAUAAUAAAUUAAGAAUAUCAUGACUUCGUCUAUGCAAUCAAAUAAAUCAGCAAUAACUUUAAAAGGAUCAGCCGCAAUAGUUUGUGAUUAUUUAAAUUAUGGUAUAAAUUCCAUAUUAUACCAACGAGGAAUAUAUCCUCCCGAAUCUUUUAAGAACGAUGAAAAUUAUGGAUUAACGCUGCUGAUGACUACAGAUGAUAAAAUUAAGAAUUUCUUACAUACAACUUUGGAACAAUUAAAAGGUUGGUUAGUUGAUCGAACUGUAAACAAAGUGGCCCUAGUUAUUACUAACGUAAAAACGAUGGAAGUGAUGGAACGAUGGGAUUUUACAGUUGAAUAUGAAGAAGACACGUUAGAAAACCCCGAUAAAGUAUCCGAAAAACCUCUGAAUCAAAUAAAAAAUGAAAUACGGGACGUUCUUAAACAAAUAGCAUCGUCAGUUUCGUACUUACCCCUUUUAGAUUGUUUAUGUAGCUUCGAUAUCCAAAUAUAUACCAAAUCGGAUGUGGAAUUACCUAAAGAAUGGGCCGAAGCGGAACCUGCUAAUAUUAAGAAUGCCCAAAGUGUACAAAUGAGAGCGUUUUCUACAAAUAUUCAUAGAAUGGAAACUCAUGUGAUUUAUACAAAUGUGAAUUAGUUUAACUGAGUUUUUAAGUGUUUUUAUUAAUUAUAUCAUGUGACUCUCUUUUUAAGUAGCUAAAUUUUAAAAAUAAUUUUUUCUGUCGCUCUUAAUCCAUAAAUCCAUGAUUAAACAUUUUUUUUGAAA